Molecule: messenger RNA, 342 nt
Organism: Thecamonas trahens ATCC 50062
Lineage: Eukaryota; Apusomonadida; Apusomonadidae
Exons: 2
Coding region: 36-221 (61 amino acids)
Source: RefSeq, a predicted model, not a curated record
UCCGCCUCCGCCACUCCUCUACACACACAACCAACAUGUCCGGAAAGAUUCGUGCUGCCUGGCUCAAGCCCGAGGCUUACCCCAUCUUUGCCGUCAUUGCCGGCGGCCUCGGCGCUGCCGGUGGUAUGCUCACCUACUACGCCACCUCGCACCCGGACAACUGCUUCAACAAGUCGAAGCCGUUCCCGUACAUGCGCGUCAAUGACCCGCGCGGCAACUGAGCGCCCUCGCCACUGCGCCCUGACCUCUCGCAGGCGGCAGCAACACGGCGCUGCGCAUCCCCGCACCCCCUCGCUCGCCUACGCCACGCAUACACUGAAGUAACACACCGGCCCGAGUGUG